UCCGUUUCGCGGAAACUGCAGGCUCCACUCCGACCGAAGGACACGACUCCGGUAGCCAGGUAGCGGCGGCCGACAGGAGACGACGCGGCGGAGGAGAAGAUGGGCGGGCUGGAGCAGGACCAGAGCCUGAGCCUGGGCGUCCUCAUCGACAUCGUCGACGAGCAGUGGAUGCGCGACACUCUCCCCGCCGACGAUAUCCCCGUGCCACCGGCGAUGGCCGUCAAGACUGAGGACACCGAGGAUCCAGCACCCGCAACCGCAAGAAUUAUCUUAUACCCAACAGAUCAGGAGAGCCAGCCAGCACAAGGGGAUGUAUGGAGGGAUUUUGCAUUGGAGAAUAUCUAACUGAUUAUGAUCUACAAGUGCUUCAAGGGGAUCAAGAUGCUGCUCGAAUUCUAGGAGCUGCACGGUGUACUCUGUCCUCUGCACUCUGUAAUGUUUCUUAGAUCCAGCGGAUGAACUAGUGUAGUGUCUCUGGUUGAACUGUACUGUGUGUCAUGGCAAUAUGUAAAUGCUCCAGAUAUCGGUAGCAUGAUGGUAAUAGGCAUCGUCAGAAACUAGAUUAUGUAGCCUGUUCUUAAUUCUGGAGGCGACAAUUUGAGCCAUUUGGCUAUGGACGGAUGUCCUGGUAUAGAACAUUUGUUUGCUAUUA
Hordeum vulgare subsp. vulgare (domesticated barley) is the source of this 652-nucleotide messenger RNA. RefSeq names its product anaphase-promoting complex subunit 13. Gene Ontology annotation, biological process: protein K11-linked ubiquitination. Lineage: Eukaryota; Viridiplantae; Streptophyta; Magnoliopsida; Poales; Poaceae. The coding region runs from base 100 to 345 and encodes 81 amino acids. The record is from RefSeq and is a predicted model, not a curated record. The transcript has 4 exons. Gene Ontology annotation, cellular component: anaphase-promoting complex.